Messenger RNA from Pimephales promelas (fathead minnow), 821 nucleotides. RefSeq lists its product as uncharacterized. NCBI's taxonomy places the organism in Eukaryota, Metazoa, Chordata, Actinopteri, Cypriniformes, Leuciscidae. The record is from RefSeq and is a predicted model, not a curated record.
CUUUUGAUAAACUAUAAAUGGCACUGAAACAGACACGUUAUUCCACUCUCCUCCUGAUCAAAGAUGGAUCUGCAACUCUCAGUUUUUCUUCUGUUCAUUCUCUUCACUGCAGGACAUUCUCUCAGCUGUUAUGAGUGCGUGGGUCUGACGGGUUCUUGUGCAGAACAAACAGUUAAAACAUGUCCUUUUGGAUCUUCUCAGUGCCAGAGUGUAACAGCAGUAGCACAAGCUGGUGACAUUAUUUCUAAAGUGAAGGCUAAAGAUUGUGCUGUUGACUGUCAAAGUGGGUCCAUGAAUCUCGGCAUUUCAAAGGUCUCUUCUUCCUGCUGUAACACAGACCGGUGUAACGUCCAAGAUGCUCCAGAUCCCUCUAACAUCCCCAAUGGAAAGCAAUGUUUCUCUUGUGAUGAUAAGAGCUGCUCAAACACAGUGAGCUGUUCAGGGACUGAAGAUCGCUGCAUUAAAGCAACAGGGACCUUUGGAGGCCAGACAUUGGUUGUAAAAGGCUGUGUCUCUAAAUCUAUUUGUGACGCCACAACAUCAGUUAGUAAUGUUCAGGGCAUUUCGUGUUGUGAGGGGAACCUGUGUAACGGGUCUCAGAGUGUCACCCAGAGCGUCCUGAUCCUCUGCGGUUCUCUGCUCUCAUACUUCCUGAUGCACUGAAUACAGCAGAUCUUCACAUUUUACAAUCAGACACAGUACUGAAUAUGUACCUUGCAUUUCUUUGUACUAUACUACCAUUGAUGUUCUGAUUAUUAUUAUUUGUUUUUCUGUAUAAUGCGGAUGUGACAUUUUAUGAAAUAAAAUACUCUAUCACCUUU